Messenger RNA from Eutrema salsugineum, 876 nucleotides. RefSeq names its product glutathione S-transferase T3-like. The coding region runs from base 1 to 876 and encodes 291 amino acids. The transcript has a single exon. The record is from RefSeq and is a predicted model, not a curated record. NCBI's taxonomy places the organism in Eukaryota, Viridiplantae, Streptophyta, Magnoliopsida, Brassicales, Brassicaceae.
AUGGAAUACUCUUCGCAGAUUCCCUUUUCCCCCAACACCAACUUCGUUGAUCUUCUCAACAGCCAGCAGGAUGGAGUGUUCUGCGGUUAUGCGUCCAGUCUUGGUGAAGAGAUGCCUGCGGUGGUGGAAGCCUCGGCUGAAGAACAGAAGGCCAAACGGAAGACUUGGAGCCCAGCAGAUGAUGUUCUGCUGAUAAGCUCGUGGUUAAACACAAGUAAAGACUCCAUCGUGGGCAAUGAGCAGCGAGCAGGGUCUUUCUGGAAAAGAAUUUCUGUGUUUUAUGCGGCCAGUUCCAAGUCUUCUGAUCAUCCAGAUGCAAUUCAGUGCAAGCAGCGAUGGCAGAAGAUAAAUGAUUUGGUUUGCAAGUUCGUGGGAGCUUAUGAAUCCGCAACAAGGGAGAAGACAUCUGGUCAGAAUGAGAAUGACAUUCUCAAAGCAGCUCAUGAAAUUUUUUUUAACCUUCACAAGAAAAGGUUCACGCUGGAACAUGCGUGGAAGGAGCUGAGGUGGGAUCAGAAGUGGAUAACCCAUUCAUCAAGCAAAGCGGAGGGAACCAACAAAAGGAAGAAAAGGGUUGAUGGGUCUCAAUCACCAACCGGUAUGGCGGAUGAACAGACGGCUUCCGACGCAGAAAAUAAGAGCAAACGACCCAUUGGUGUUAAAGCGGCUAAAGCAAAGGCAAAGAAAACAAUUAUGGACAUGAAGGCUGUACUAGAAGACUUUCGGACAAUGGCAGAUGUCAAGGCUAAAGACUUAGCUGAGAAGAAAGCCAUUUCCAAAAUGGCGGUGCUUGAGAGACUCCUUGCUAAGCCGGAACCGCUUUCUGACACAGAGGAAGCAUUCAAGCUGAAGCUGAUCGCUGAUCUGAUGGAGUAG